Metarhizium robertsii ARSEF 23 is the source of this 1245-nucleotide messenger RNA. RefSeq names its product geranylgeranyl pyrophosphate synthetase. The record is from RefSeq and is a predicted model, not a curated record. The transcript is spliced from 2 exons. NCBI's taxonomy places the organism in Eukaryota, Fungi, Ascomycota, Sordariomycetes, Hypocreales, Clavicipitaceae. The coding region runs from base 1 to 1245 and encodes 414 amino acids.
AUGGCAAAAUGUGUCUGUGGAAGGCAAUUCAGCUCCAAUGAUGCUUUGAUUCAACAUCAAGAUGCGAAAUCUCAGAAUGGCAACAGCUGUAGCGAUGGCUCUGCACCCAGUAAAAGGCUGCCCUGGAGCGAGCGAUGGCUCUGGCACAAUGCCCGAGGUCGCGACGAACCUAUAUCGAUUGUUCAGAGCCAUGCACUCGAAGCUUCAUCCAUGGCUGUCAGUAGCACGGUGGAAAGUGAGCUGAUAUGUACCUAUAACUGGCAAGAAUGCGAUGAAGCCAGGAUUUACGUCCCAGGUUGUGCACCACGCUGGCGAAAUAACACACUGCCAAUCACUUUACGAGAGGAUAAGGGAUCCUACUUUGUACAUCAGAAUGCUGCACGUAUCCCAAAGUAUGCUUUCGAGCCCGUCUUUCGAGCCUCGGCCUUGCUGAACCCCGGCUUUCGCUUCGAUAACGUGGACAUCGUGGCAAACCGUAACAGCCUUCGAAAGUUGUUUGAUUUUUGCGGUGGCCGCGUCAACAGCAACUUCAAAGUCAACCUUCCAAUUGUGAAGAACACACUAUUCAUCGAGCGUUGCGAAAUGAGCGCACGCGAGCUCAUUCGGGGUUCGAACAGAAGUGGUUGGGGCCACAACUUUGAGAAGGCUUUCACCAGCUUUCCGUCGGGUGCAGAUGACAGCUCUGGACAUCAUCGCGUCCUUUGCUACUCGAUCGGAGAUUUACGCUGCGCAGUGCGCUUUGAAGUGGAUGCCUGCUACGACAUGGAUAAUGCGGAAAGUAAUCAAGUUGACUCACUGCUGUUGCAAAUCAAUGCACUUUCUUUAACGGAGUCAAGUACAGAUAGAUCAUGUCCACCUGCGAUGAUGCCCCAGUCCACAGCAGCAGAACUCAAAUCGGCCCAGAAACCGAAGUCAGUUGGGAUAUACCUCCCGCAGCUGUGGUUUGGUCGAACUCCUUGGCUCAUCAUUGGCUAUCAUACGAAGGGUACUUUUCAUUCAGUAAAGGUCACACAUACUCUGCCGUUAUUUCAAAAUUGGGAGAAAGACCAUCAGUCCGAACUGCGAAGAAUGGUCACACUACUCCAUGCGCUGCGAGGUGCCGUGAGGCGGAAUAAUGGGAGAAACUGUACUGCAGUAUGCGAGAAAACCUCCAACGCCAAGGUGAUCAAAAUUUUUCAGUCAACGGACCGCAAACGAGCACUCCCUGAGGAGUUGAUUAGCCAAUUCUGGGCCUCUACAUGCUAG